Molecule: messenger RNA, 1532 nt
Organism: Danio aesculapii
Lineage: Eukaryota; Metazoa; Chordata; Actinopteri; Cypriniformes; Danionidae
Gene: hnrnpa1b
Product: heterogeneous nuclear ribonucleoprotein A1b
Exons: 11
Coding region: 1-1236 (411 amino acids)
Molecular function (GO): RNA binding
Source: RefSeq, a predicted model, not a curated record
AUGUACCAAAGAGGUUUCCAGGGCCAGCCACGUGAGCCAGAGCAGCUGCGGAAGCUCUUCAUUGGAGGGCUCAGCUUUGAAACCACAGAUGAUAGUUUAAGGGCACACUUUGAGCAAUGGGGCGCCUUAACGGAUUGUGUGGUGAUGAAAGAUCCAAACACAAAGCGCUCCAGGGGCUUUGGGUUCGUUACUUACUCCAGUGUGGAUGAAGUCAAUGCCUCUAUGGAUGCACGUCCUCACAAGGUUGACGGUAGACUUGUAGAGCCCAAACGAGCUGUGUCUCGAGAGGAUUCCAGCAAACCAUUUGCUCACACAACUGUGAAGAAGAUUUUCGUGGGAGGCAUCAAGGAUGAUACAGAGGAGAACCAUCUACGUGACUAUUUCGAUCAGUUUGGAAAGAUUGAGGUUGUUGAGAUAAUGGUUGACCACAAGACUGGAAAUAAAAGAGGCUUUGCCUUUGUCACAUUUGAUGACCAUGACUCUGUUGACCGCAUUGUCAUUCAAAAGUACCACACUGUGAAUGGACACAACUGUGAAGUCCGGAAAGCUCUUUCGAAACAAGAAAUGGCUAACACUGGUCGUGGCGGCGGUGGUGGAGGAGGGGGUGGUGGCGGCGGAGGAAACUUCAACCGAUAUGGCAAUAAUGGUGGCUACAAUAAUGACUUUGGAGGUGGUGGCGGAGGUGGCAACCGUGAUGGAUACUUUGGAAGAGGAGGAAGAGGAAAUAACUUUGGAGGUGGUGGCGGCGGCUAUGGAGGAGGAGGUGACUGCUACAACAACAACAACAAUGGAUUUGGAGGAGGUGGUUAUGGCGGUGGUGGUGGUGGCGGCAAUGGUGGUGGCAGUCCUGGUAACUAUGGAGGCAACCGUGGAUAUGGAGGAGGCAGUGGUGGUGGAGGAGGACAUGGUUAUGGCAACCAGGGUGGAGGGUAUGGCGGCGGCAACAGUGGUGGUGGUGGCGGCGGUGGCUAUAAUAACUACAAUAAUGGCAAUGGAAACUUUGGAGGUGGCAACUUUGGUGGUGGUGGCGGCGGCAGCAGCAGUGGAGGAGGUGGAAACUACAAUGACUUCGGCAACUAUAAUAGCCAGCAGUCCAAUUAUGGUCCAAUGAAAGGGAACUUUGGAGGCGGUGGAAGAAACAGCGGCCCAUAUGGUGGUGGCUAUGGAGGUGGAUCCAGUGGUGGUGGUGGAGGAGGCAGCGGUUAUGGAGGUGGCUCUGGCGGUAGACGGUUUUAAGCUUAAAGGACUGAGUGCUUUAGGAGAGGAGAGCGAGAGAGGUGACAGGGCAGAUGCAGGUUUACAUCCCUAGAUCUGCUCAGCCAAACAGGUGUGGCAGAUUUACAGCUGCCACCAGAAGAAGUGUACAGUAGCGCUAUCGUGUGUGUGGGACAUCAUGAAUUUGUCAUCAUGCAGAUUUAUUUUAUAUUGUCUUUGGGGAAAAGCAUUCCAAUGAGGUUUUAUGUAGAGUUGCUUUCAGUUGUUUUUAUUUAUGUAACCAAUCAAGGUGAAAUAAAAACAUCUUUGUUUUUUUU